AUGGUACCGCUUCGCCAUGUUGUGUCAGCUGUUGAUAGCCCGGUGACCAAUAUUGCUAUUGUCCUGGAGCGCAUACUCAACCAAUGCCUGAAAUAUGUCCCAGCACAUCUGAAAAACACGCUGGAAGCACUGGAGGAUAUCCGGCAAGUGUAUCCCGACCUACAAGCCCCAGCGGGGACCAUCAUCGUUACAAUGGGCGUGGUCGCUCUUUACCCAAGUAUCCCUAUCGCUGAAGGGGUGGAGGCGGUUGCUAGAGUCCUGCAGCAGCACAUCGAGUCUGUUGACACAUUUGGUUUAAGCGUGGAGCAGAUCGAAGAGCUGUUAACCUUCGUUCUAAGAUCCAAUUAUUUCAGAUUUGGUGAGAAGGUCUACCACCAGAGGAAAGGCAUCGCCAUGGGUAACAACCUAGCGCCCCCGUUUGCGAUUAUCUUCAUGCAUGACCUCGAAACCUCGCUGUUGCUAAACUCGCCUGGUGCUCCCGUACUCUACAAGCGUUAUAUUGAUGACAUCAUUAUGCUGUGGACACUGGGGGCCGCGCUUCUCCGCCAGCUGAUUGCAUUCUUUAAUGCCGCCAAUGCGAGCAUCAAGUUCACGUAUCAAUCUUUGGAGUAA
This is a messenger RNA of Sycon ciliatum, 612 nucleotides long. RefSeq lists its product as uncharacterized. NCBI's taxonomy places the organism in Eukaryota, Metazoa, Porifera, Calcarea, Leucosolenida, Sycettidae. The transcript has a single exon. The record is from RefSeq and is a predicted model, not a curated record. The coding region runs from base 1 to 612 and encodes 203 amino acids.